AGCUUCCCGGGUUCAGAUCUGAUUCCCGCUGGGUGGUCUCCUCGCUUUGCUCUUGCUUCAACAGUGCUUGAACGGAGCAGGCUUGCGGCCGCCCCACCCUUUUCUCCUUAGCCAGCUCAGCCGACGCCGAUUUCUACCAUGACCUCCCAGAUCCGCCAGAACUACCACGCCGAGAGCGAGGGCGGUGUGAACCGCUUGGUCAACCAGCUCCUCCAGGCCAGCUACAAAUACCUUUCCUUGGAUUUCUAUUUCACUCGGGAUGAUGUGGCUCUCAAGAAGUUCUCAUCAUUCUUCCAUCACCUUUCUGAAGAGAAACGUGAGCAAGCAGAGAAACUCUUGACUUUCCAAAACCGCCGCGGAGGCAGAGUUGUCCUGCAGGAUGUCAAGAAACCAGAUCAGGACGAAUGGAAGAAUGGAGCCAAUGCCAUGGAGGUUGCCCUUGAGCUGGAGAAGAGUCUGAACAAGUCUUUGCUGGAGCUGCACCAAAUUGCUUCACGUCAUACAGAUCCCCAUCUGUGUGACUUCCUGGAGACUCAUUACCUGGAUGAGCAGGUGAAGCUGAUCAAGAAGGUGGGUGACCAUGUGACCAACCUGAAGCGUCUCCGUGCCAGCGAGGAUGGCCUCGGCGAAUACCUCUUCGACCGGCUUACUCUGGGCGAGUCCAGUGACUGAGCUUCAGCGUUGCCCCCGCCCGGCUCCAGCCGCUGCCGUCCAAGUGUGUCGCUGGCUUGUUCAGCCAGUGUCGGAAGCUGGGCUACUCAGUAAAUGCACGCCUCUGUACUGCUGUCUAUCUUUCUGGGAGGCAGAGUUGUCUGUAACUGGCAUUAAAUAAACUUGGCAUUAAGCACUACAAA
Molecule: messenger RNA, 854 nt
Organism: Varanus komodoensis (Komodo dragon)
Lineage: Eukaryota; Metazoa; Chordata; Lepidosauria; Squamata; Varanidae
Product: ferritin light chain, oocyte isoform-like
Exons: 4
Coding region: 139-672 (177 amino acids)
Biological process (GO): intracellular iron ion homeostasis; iron ion transport
Cellular component (GO): cytoplasm
Molecular function (GO): ferrous iron binding; ferric iron binding
Source: RefSeq, a predicted model, not a curated record